CCUGUGUUCUUUUAUAGAGAAGUUAAUUUUAUCUUAUGUGAGCAGGAAUUGUGUGAAAUCUUUAUUAUCUGUACUUUCCAGGUUUCUUUGUUAGACCUGAAGUCUACCGAAUUCGUUCAUGUUCACAACAAGGCUAUCAAGGACCUGGCCUUCCAUAGCAAUGAUGCCCUUGUUCUAACCGCAUCUCUGGACAGAACAUUGAAACUUACAAAUGUUAUCAGUAAUAAUGUUGUCCAAACAUAUCCUGUGCCUGCUGAUGCUUGGAGCUGUGUAUGGAGUAAAGAUAAUUGUUGUUCUUUUUAUGCUGGAUUAAAAAAUGGUUCAGUGCUUCAGUUUGAUACUCGGAUGACCAAUGGUCAUGUUCAUCAGCUUCCAGGUGCAGGAAAUUCGUCUCCUGUUGUAGCUCUUCAAUACGUAGAGAGUCGGCCUUGCGUUGGCUUAAGUAUGGGUGGUCUUUUGGUAGGCCAGCUAUCAGCAUGUUUUAUGUAUGAAUCUAAAGCCGAACAAGAAUAUAGGAUCCACCCUCUUCCAGUUGAAGGAAACUUUACAUCCCUUUGCUACGAGUCGUCAACCAACCAUAUUCUAAUUUCUUGUCGCCCGUCUAAUAAACAGCCACAAGUUACUCACAUGGUGUGUCAACUAAGCUUGUCCAAUGUUAGUAGUGAUCCCACCAUUGUGGACACUAAAUGUGCAUGUAAUGUGGUUCAGGUCCUUCAUGGUGGUCAAAAACAGAUUCAGAUCUCCAGAUCUCGUCUAUUUCCUAAUCCGAAAGAUGAUACUUCCGUCGUGGUUUGUGGUGGAGAUGAGAGUGCUAAAGCGGCCCUGCUCUGGAAUGUGAGUUCUGGAAAAUGUUUUCAACGUCUUCAAGCCAAUUCUCCGAUUUUAGAUAUCACAACACUUAAUAUCAAUAAUAAGUUCUAUUUGGCUACCCUCACUGAACGGAUGUUGGAUGUUUACAAAUGGUCAGGUAGCUGAGAAAAUAAACAAAUUCGGCAAAAAAAAAACCCCAGAAAGCUGUUGUGUAAAAGUAAUGUAAAUAUAUAUAUAUACUGCCCAUAACAAAUGAUAAUUAAACAUCUUUAUCACGUGACUUAAUUAUGAUCCUUUUAUAAAUAUCUCCAGAAUCAAUUUUUUUAAAACUAAAAGGAAGAAAGUUAAAAUUCAAUAAGAACACAUACAAACUAGAGAAAACUUGGCUUUAGAAUAAUAUAUAUAUGUCAAAAUGUGUAUAUAUUUUUUUUAAAAUAGUUUUGAAUUUUAUGGUUUCUCCAUAGUUGAAAAACAAAAGGUACACAGGCUCAGUAUGGUUAUGCAUCAAAUAUUAAUAACUUGUAUGAAAACACCUUUUUUUAAAAAAAAAAGAAUUUGAAAUAAAAACAUUUUUUAUAUAGAAUAAAUUUAUGUGAAAUGUACCAGAUAUUUCCGUCAUGUAUAUAUUGGAAAAUCUUCUCAGAAAAUUAGGUUUUUGAUGAUGGUAAUGACAUUCAAAUAAAACUAUUAUGGAGUGAAUUCCUUGAAUUGUUAUAGUCUCUCUGCUUGCAGUGGUUCUUUUUAUAUGUGACUCUUUUGUGGGUGCUUAUUUCUGAUGUACUUGUUAUAGAAAGCCACACCUUAUUUUAAUACAAUUAUCACAGUUUUUGGCUAGUCAGAAUCCAGUACACUUCUUGAUCUUACAAAAUGACCUAUUUGGAUUUUCCACGCGAAAAAAAUGGCCAAGGUUAUAAGUGUCGUAAUGAAAGGAUGGCUGGAGAAGUUGACAAUUCGGUUGGGACUGGUUGGGGGUAAGAAACAGAACUUAGUUUUACAGUAUUGAUUAUGAACAAACAAAGGUAAAAUAACCAGUAACUGCUCAGUAUAGGGUGACACCUGUAGGGAAAGUCUCAGAGGACUAAUUUACAAAAGCAGCUCAGGUAGAAAAGACGAUGUUUCCAAAGGCUUUCGGAUUUUGUGUGUGUAAGGUUUAAGGACGUAAUACCCAUCGAGAACAAGACAGGAAGAAUACACUAGAGAGCUUAUAUUAAAAAAAAAAAAAUCCGUGCUUGGCAUACACCCAAAAUAUUUUCAAUUUUUUCCCAUUUUUUUAUCCCUACAUUUGGUGUAAACCUGGAAGUUUUAAUUACAGAGUACGUCAUUUUAAGUAGUCCGCUGGUUUGUGUUAGUUGUAAUCAGAAACCUUUUUUUGCAAUUAAAAAUAUUCAUAGUAAAUUCCGGUUUUUAUUGAUAUUACUGUCAGGUUGGAGAAGAGAUAGAAUGUGCAGCCUUGAAUCCGUAUAUAGUAAACAGUACAGUAAAAAUAAAUCGUGUAUUGAACAUGGAAAAUGCACAAUACAUAAUUAUUACAUAAUGACAUCUGA
This is a messenger RNA of Limulus polyphemus (Atlantic horseshoe crab), 2354 nucleotides long. RefSeq names its product E3 ubiquitin-protein ligase RFWD3-like. The coding region runs from base 346 to 975 and encodes 209 amino acids. Gene Ontology annotation, cellular component: nucleus. Lineage: Eukaryota; Metazoa; Arthropoda; Merostomata; Xiphosura; Limulidae. The record is from RefSeq and is a predicted model, not a curated record. The transcript is spliced from 6 exons. Gene Ontology annotation, molecular function: ubiquitin protein ligase activity; protein binding. Gene Ontology annotation, biological process: interstrand cross-link repair; protein ubiquitination.